CUAUUCUUAAAUGAUUAUAGUUACUGUCCACUCUACUCUUGUUUUACCCAAGUUUGAUGGUUUUGUUUGGCUUUGUUGUUGUUGUUUAUUUCUCAUGGAUGGUCCAUGGGUCAUUGAGAGCUUAGACUCUCUUUGGUUCUUCACCAACAUUUUUGCAUCAAAGAACGAGUCUUUGGAUUCAGCCAGUGAUGGAAUUGACACACAAGAACAUGUCAAUGAUGAGCCUUCCAAAGAAGAAUCAUCCGAACCCAUUUCUCCAAUCCUUCAAAACCAGCCAGAUGAGUUGCCAAAUGAUGAGAAUUUGGACCCAAUGUGCACCAAAUGUGGUGAAUUUGCUGAUGAAAUUGAACCCCAGAUGGCCAAUCAUGUUGAAGAUGAAGUGAUCGAGCUCAAAAUGUCAGCUGAGAAGGAAGAGAGAAGGAAGACAAGGAGAAGAAGCAGCAAGAGAGGGUUGAGUCAUAGGAAAGAGAUUCUUGGAGAGCUUGAUUUGUGCCUUGAUGUGGAGGAAGUUUCUAUGUUUUCAAUGUUUAAGGAAACAUGUGGGUAUCAGAAUCAGAGUUUUGGAGAUCAACAUCGAAGUAAGAAUCUGAUGCCAUCAUUCAAAGAUAAUGUGGCCAUGAAAGAGCAUCUCAAGUAUUGGGCUUAUGCAGUUGCCUGUACUGUCAGAUAAACCAAUUUGAAGGUGGGGACUAGCUCUCUUAACUUAGCAUAGGAUUGCGUCUCAUGGUCACGGACUUACUCUCUAAUUUAACCCUUUCUUCUCUCCUUUUUCUCUUGCUUUGUUUCAAAUUAGACUAAAUUAGGUAAUAUGGGAUGCUCAUGACAGUGUAUUGAUCUGUGUAAGAAUUUGGCUUGAUCUAGUUAAUCCAACAAAGUUACAAAUUUCCUCUUCCUUUUAUUUGUUUAUUU
Quercus lobata is the source of this 909-nucleotide messenger RNA. RefSeq lists its product as uncharacterized. The record is from RefSeq and is a predicted model, not a curated record. Bases 11 to 670 code for a protein of 219 amino acids. The transcript has a single exon. NCBI's taxonomy places the organism in Eukaryota, Viridiplantae, Streptophyta, Magnoliopsida, Fagales, Fagaceae.